Spirodela intermedia is the source of this 9228-nucleotide messenger RNA. The record is from the annotation of a GenBank genome assembly. Lineage: Eukaryota; Viridiplantae; Streptophyta; Magnoliopsida; Alismatales; Araceae.
AUGGCGUCGUCGUCUCUCCGGAUGAUCGGUGAGUAGGCGCCGGCGGGGCGGGGUGCUCUGCGGCUCCGAUUUUCUUCUUCACGAUCUGGACGUCUAUCGGCAUCUUCUCUUCUUGCUUCGGCUGCUGAUCACCUGUUCAACUCCUUGUGUUGUCCUCGCUUUGCGUUCUCCUCUGCAUUCGGGCGUCGGCUCCAUCGAUGUCGGACGAACGAGGGAACAGACAUUGCCGUCAACUUCACAGGUGAGCGCACAGCGACUGAGAUGGAGGCCGUCUUUGUUGUAGCAUUGGAUUUGGAUGCGGCUGAAUGUGGGGGAGUGACUUACCUUCUUCUGGAACGUUUUGUCGCUAUCUCUCACCUCUCCUCGGAUGGAGACGUGGUUCAGACGGUAUGUUCAGGGGCGUUUACAACGGCAGGCAGUGCCAUGCAGCGGACAUAUCCAACGUCUUGAGGAGGGCCUGGGCCGCUGGGGUUGAACGGAUCAUCGUGAGACAUCGUGCUCUGUGCUCCUCUUCUUCCCACGUCUAUCAAUGUUUCCUGCUUGUCUAAUCGAGAGAGGAUACUUAGCGUCUGUCUCGUCUGUCUCGUCUGUCUGCUGUACGUGUCCAACAGGUCACAGGUGGUUCUCUGGAAGAAUCGAAGGCGGCCCUGGAAAUUGCUGAAACGGAUGGUUGUUGCUUGUACCCUUCUUCCUCACGUCUCUUCAUUCUUUCUUGUUUGUUUUUGCUUCAAGUUUUUACGUUAAGUGUCAAACUGUUGAUUCGUUGGUCACAAGGAUUCCCGCUACCAGUGACCAAAGUUUUUACGUUGAUUUGGUUAUGAGUACAUGUAGCUUUAUCUGUUUUAAGUUUCAUCCAAUCGCUGUGCCUUUCCUUGUAGUUCUCUAUUCUUCUCAUUAACCUGCUGCGACCAUGCAGGCCGUCUCUUCUGUACAGUCGGGGUCCAUCCUACUAGGUGCCAGGUGAGGGACCAAAACCUUUCAGUUACUUCAUUACGAAAAAAUGUAAAAAAAGAAGGAAAGGUGAUCAUUUGUAGACGCACCAAUCCUCCCACCACACGGUCUCAUCACUUGCCAUUCUAUCUGGUCCUUCAGCACAUUGCAGUGGGUUAUUUCUAGUGAUGUCCGUGUUAUUACAUUGCCUAGGAGUUUGAUGAGAGUGGGGAUCCAGAAAAGCACUUUCAGGCACUUGCAUCACUGGCCAAGGAAGGAGUUGAAAAGGGAAAGGUACAUUUUUCCUUGACUGUUUGCUGUAGUAACAUCAGGAGUGAUACGUGCAACCAUGGUUUCAGUUAUUCUUUGCGAAGAAAAUAUGCUAUGCUCUACCCAGAUGGUUUUGUAAAUCAAUUUUUCAUGGGCACUAGUGAAAUUCGAAGACUCAUUGUGUAUUAGAUGGUCAUAGCCCUGGAGUGUCCAUGUUCUAUUUUAAAAUGCUCUCUCUCUCUUACGAUUUCGGGAAAAUAUUAAAAAGAAUUUUCUUUUGUUGAACUAUGGAUAUCAGUAUUACUAAAUCUAAUUAUCAAGAGUGGUUACUUUGAUUUAUUCACGAAUCACAUUCUACCUUGAUUUGAACUGUUUAGGAAGCACGUGCUACGGUACAAUGAAUGAUAUGAUGUGAUGUUAGAUGUUAAAUAUCAAGCUCAAAGCUAGGAAACGGUAAAUUCACGAAUGCUGUAAUUUGGUGUUGUAGGAUUGUAGAUCUGUUGGAGCAGCUCUUAUAGUUCUGUUGCAUGCUAUGAUGUUAGUUGUAAAUAUCAAGUUAACACUGGGAAACUCUAUAGUCAAGAAUGUUUUAAACUUUCUUUUGUAGGAUUGUAUUUUUUGUGAGGCAGAUCUUGUGCUUCUCAUGACUCACAUUGAAAAGAAGUUUAAUGCUGAACUUCUGGAGACUAAAUUGCGACCCUCAUAUUGAAUUAUUUCUUUUUAUUUGUAAAACACCGUCAUAGUGUUUGCUCACAAAAAUGCCAUGAUGAGUAAGACACCCUUUGGGGCAAAUUUGUUCAUCUGGUUAUGAGUUUUGAACUUUUUGUUUCUUCCUUGUUUAUUGUCGUGGUUAAGAUGGAUAUUGUUAUGUCUUGUGAACUGACGUUGUUUCAUAGGUGGUGGCAAUUGGCGAAUGUGGACUGGACUAUGAUAGGCUUCACUUUUGUCCAGCUGAAGUGCAGAGAAAGUGGGCUAACAAUUUAGUUAAUUUAUUUCUCCAUUGCUCAUGUACUAUGAUUUUAUGCUAGUCUUAUUAAAUUUCUUACUUAAAUUCAGGUAUUUUGGGAAGCAAUUUAAAUUAGCAGAAACGUUUCAGUUACCUAUGUUUCUUCACAUGCGUGCUGCCGUGGGAGACUUUUGUGAUAUAUUGGCUCAAAAUAAGAGCAAGUAAUUUUUCUGGCCAUUCAAAUUUCCGAGAAGUCAAUAUUAGCUUUUCAAUGUUUUCUUACGUUUUUCCGUUUCCAUUUAAAAUACACAAUAUAUUCAGCAUUGCUGUUGAUUAAUUUCCUUCCAUGUUUUUAUUGAUUUGGCCAGGGGUCAAAAAGUAUCUUUUCACAGGUUCAAAGAAUGUAUUCGUUACAAUGAAAUCUGAGUAGAAUUUUCAGAAUUUUGAACUUGUUAUCAUGAAAUCUGAAAUGUGCAUGACAAUUAAUUGUGAGAAGGAACUUUUUAAACUUGAAAAAUUUCGUGGUCAUAAAGUGUAAAUCCUUUCUUUCUAUAUUUUAUUCUGGUAAAUUUGGUUCUUGUGAAGUGAGAUGAUCUUUGCAUAAUUUGCAAAUCAAAGAAGCUGGUAUCUCACAGGAUAUUCCAAACUAGCAUGCAUUUCUGGUUUCUCUCUUGAAAUCAGAGCGGGAAAAGUUGACUGCGAUUUAUAUCUCGUGAAGCAUGUAGUGACUGUUUUGGAUGUUUAAUUUUGUUGUUGUGAUCAAUAAGUUUUAGGUCCUUGAGAUGGUUAUGUCAAUUUAUUAAUUUUUUCUAUUAGGAUUACUAGGUGUAUCAUUUAAAUAUGGAUCCUUCCCAGUGAUCAUGCCUAGAACCUUUCUAACAGAGGCAUAUCCUUGAUUAUGCGGGCUGUGAAUGAUAUCUUCAAUGGCAUGUUGGAUGCAACUUUCAAUUGAAUGGGGGCUGAUAAGUUUUUAGCCUCGAGGAAACAGAAUCUGAAAUCAUAUAAUUCAAGGAAGUUGAGCUCCUAAGGGCUUUGUGUGCUUGUUAUAUUCUAAUUUUUAGGGCUGUCAAUAGUAGUAAUUGUCAUAGGGAACCCUUCUUACAUUCAUGAAUUUGGUAAUGAUUAUGGAAACAUGUAUGCCAUUAUGUUUGUGAAGGAUUCUAAAUUUAUGUUCCAGUGAUCAUCAUUGCAUUAGAAGCUGUCUCGCUUCAUGUGGAAGUUUAAUUACUUAGGUAAGCUUAUCACGAUCAUGAUAUUACUUCGAAGGAUUACAUAUAAAUCGACAACAAUCUAAUGUUUUCCAUGGUUAGAUAAAAUGCUUUAAUUUGGAACCUCUUCUACAUUUUAUAUGUCCUCAAUGAUUUUGCAUUCUAAGAGAUCAUUUCGUUUGCUGAAAUUGAAUUGCACAAUCACGCUGUUGAAAAUUGUGCUGUUUGGUUACGUUUUGAUGGCAGUCUGCCUUUGAGAAUUUUUCUUUCUAGAAAGAAAAGUCAUAAUGUAAUAUUUACUUGUUCAACAGAUUCAGCAUGGGUGUUGCACAUUCAUUUACCGGUACUGCAGAAGAUCGGGAUAGACUUCUAUCAUUUGAUGGCCUUUUCAUUGGUAAUUUUGUUUACGUUUGUUAUAUUUUCCAAAUUAUUGUCUCUGUCGCCUUGUUAUCAUAUCAAGAAGCAGAAACGAGUUUAACUUGGUGGAAUUCCUUUGCAUUCCUAGUGGUCCUUUACCAUAAGUCCAUGUACAGUUCAAGGUCUUUGGUGUCUGUGGAAGUUGUGCAGAAUAAUUGUCGAUUUUGCUCCCAUAUAUCCUUCUCUUGCUUCAUGCACUAAUUACAUAUGUUGAUCUGCUAUUUAAUCGGAUAAGUGGAGAUUCAUAAUAUCUCAUUGAUAUGCUUGGUAGGUGUUAAUGGCUGCUCUUUGAAAACAAGUGAUAACCUUGACGUCGUGAGAGGCAUUCCCAUUGAGAGGAUAAUGAUAGAGACUGAUUCUCCUUACUGUGAAAUAAAGAACACUCAUGCUGGAAUUCAUUUUGUUAAAUCAACAUGGCCUUCAAAGAAAAAAGAGAAGUAUGAUGAUGACUCUACGGUUAAAGGUCGUAAUGAACCUUGUCUUGUAAGGUAAAAGUCUUUUCAAGCCAUUCUGUGUGUUUAAUAUCAUUUCUCCUAUCAUUGAUUUUAGUCCUGAUACUAAAUUUAAAGCUGAAGAUUGGUAUACACACUCAUUGCCUUGUGAUUCUUCAUUUUUUGCGAGCUUUCUGUUUCACAUGAUUGGUAAUUCAAAAUUUUAAUGUUCUAGUAAGUUGGUGUUGGUGAUGAUGUGCCACUUCUUAGUUGCUUUUCCUAUAUCAACAUCAUGCAAUGAAUAUUAAUCAAUCUUCUUAGGAAUUAAUAAAAAAUUCCAUGUUAACGAUACCUAAAUAUCAUCAUUAUUUUCAUCAAUGGUAUUUUAAUUUGGAAUGGAUUGGAUUGGAUAACUGACUUUUCCAUAUCUAACCUGAUCUUGAUUGUUGUUGGAUCAUCCGAAUUGAACCAUUUAAUAGAAGGCAGUAAAUUCAGCAUUACCUAUAAUUUAAAACAUAAAACUAUAAAGUAAAAAAAAACAGGGUAACCAAUAAAAAAAAGGAAAAAUCAAAGAAAGAAAAGAAACGGAAAAUAUGAUAUCAUACGAAGCUACCAUUAUCCUGAAUUUCAUAAACAUACAGAUGAGAGACUUGUGAUAGAAUAUCAUUUGACAAGGUGGUAAUCUAGUUCACAUCUAAGGUAUUAGAUCUCGUUGUGAAGAAAAACAACAUGACAUAUGCUAAUUGGUUAUACGAAUAUUUAUUGAUCAAUGAUAUUGAUACGAAUAAAUUGAAGAGAAUUGGGCCUUCAUCAUGUCUGGCAUCCUUUUGGACGAAAGCUAUGCCAACCAUAACCAAAUGAUGAAAUCGUGAAGUUUAUAUAACAUUAUUCACAUAAAUUGUUAGGAGAUUGUGAUUGACAAUGGCCAGAAUUGUCUUAAAACACGUUCAUCCCUGCUGACCACCUGAAUAUUAGGACUCGAAUUUGUUGAGUCUGCUUUUGCUUGUUGAAAGUGCUGAUGGAAAGAUUCAUAAAGGUUGGCCCUUUCAUAUGAUGUUUGCUGAUUUUUUCAUAGAUAUCAUGUACUUGCAUCUUUCCUCUAAUGUUAUCCUUAACUGUUUGCAAACACAUCUUGAUUAUCAAAUGAAAGUAUAUGAAUAUUUCAUUCAUAUCUCUGCCUGACCACAUGCCUUGUCAUCUUUAUGUCCGAUCAAAUGCAUUCUAUCGCACUUAUGCACAAUUAUCAUGACUAAAUGGCUUACUAUUUUCAUCCAUAUACCUUUUUUAUUUCAUUUUUGUUCUUCGUUCUUUGAACUGCCUUUUUAUUAGACUGUAUUGGCUAGGCACUUAUGAAUCUUCCCUUAGGGAUAUUCCUUCAUUCAGGUUUGGGUAUAGAUAACGAGUUUUGAAGGAUGCUAAACACCUAAUGAAGAUAUUCCUUCAUGUAGGAUUGAAGUCUGGGAGUCUGUAGGCAUUUUGAAUAUUGGUGUGAGCCGAGCUCAAAAUUAGAUAUUGAUAUUUGCAUGUGAAGCAAGAGCUACGAUGUAAUCUCUCGAAUCAAUUGUACAUAAUCUUUCUUGAGCUCAUUGUAGAUUCCUUUCGCUAGUCUGUCAGCACUAGCUUCAACGUUUUCUAUGUACCAUACAGUGGGAACAUAUCUUUCUUGGGCGACCAGUAAACAGAUUACCAUAUUGGCUCUUGCCACGUUGUCCUAUGUUUCUGAUAGUAGCUUUCCUGAAUGUUGGUCGGCAGAUUUUUAUGUCUCUCGUGCCUAUGUUGUUGCAUUUAGACUGGGUCAUUGGGCAUGAUUUAUCUCUAUCUCUCUAGUUGUUCAGGAAUGAUAAAUGUGUGCAUGAAAGAAUCAGUUGAUGAGCUUGGGAAACUGUUAUUGAUUUUUGCUUUCUGUGGUCCUCAUCUCAAUAAAAAUGGCGGAGUUUUAUUCUUGCUAUGCUUUUCCUUGAAUCUUUGAUUUGCAAAAGCUUGAGGCCGUUUAUUUAACCAGGCAAGUUCUCGAGGUGGUAGCUGGUUGUAAAGACAUUGGUGAUAUCGAUCAACUCAGCAAGGUCAUUUAUCAUAAUACUUGCAGGUAAGAUGUAGUCGAAAUUAUUUAGAAAAUCUCUGGUAAUUCUUCUAGGUUCUGCGAACAGAAUGAUUCAUUAGGACAUUUGUCUAUUAAAUUUUAUUUAACUGCAUAUCAUAUAAUGUUUUGAAGUAGGAUAUUCUUGUGUCGUAAAUUUUGAUCUAUGCCUAUUUUUUAUGUUUGUCUCAACUAUUGUAAUGUCUAUGCUAAUAAAUUCUGCAUAGAUUAAAAUAUCAUCUUGUCAACGUUUUAUGAUUACCUCCGAUUGGUGGGGGAGUUUGCCACUCCCCGGCGUACCUGUGCUUAGUAAUCAGUGGAUUGGUGAAAGGCACUCUUUUUCUCCAGAGACACCCAAAGGGAACAGGUCUAUUGUGAGGUUAAACUUUGCUAACACCUGCUCGAUAUCACCUUGGGGUCUGAUUCUGAACCGCGCUUUGUUUUUGAUGUGGGUGCUGCAAACCUUGUUGCUACAUGUGCUGGUGCAUGUCUAUGUGAUAUAGUUUGUUUCUUUGAACCUGGAUCUACUCUCCUUUUCUCUGUGAAAGUGGGGUGGGGAGAAGAAGAAGAAGAAGAAGAAGAAAAAGGAGAAUAAGUGGGGAGGUCAGUUGUUUAGGCAAGUGCUUAGUCCUGCAGACGGAUGAUGCUUGGGGGGAGGCCAUGAGGAUGAAUAAAUUGCUAACAGAGACAGUCUUUUAUGGGAAUUAGUCAGCAAAUAAACUACCUAGUUUGAUAGGAUUCAGAAAAUGAUACUGAUUGCAAUGAAAAAAACAUUCUUUUUGGGGGGUAAAUAAAGACUGAAAAAAAUAUUUAUAUGGGUUGUGAGAUAACGAGUAUAGUGUGGAAGAUUAUAAUUCAUGUUGCUCAAGUUUUUGUUGACGAGCAUGCAGAAACAUGGACUUGGUGUUAUGUGGCCUAGAGAUCUGACCAAGGGAACUAAAUGCUAUAAAGCACAUUUACCCACGAUUUUCUGGGGAAUAAGGUGAGAACAGAGCUGUAGAACAUUUAAACAAGAGUUCAAUCCCGACAAGCAAUGGUCAACGAAGCUAUUGUAUAUGUGCACCAAUGGGCUGAAGGAUUGGAAACUAAUGAAGAUACCUGCCAUGCUCUCUUGAGUAAGAUUAAGUGGAGAAAUAAUAUUUGUGUUGCUUUCCUCUUUUUACUUAUUAAGCGUAUUAUUGGAUAAGUAAGGAAAGUUGGUAGUCUUUCUAGGUUUUUUUUUUUUUUUUUUUUUUGGUUCUUUAUGUGCUGUUCUACUCUGACUUAUAAGGGGGAACUUGCUCCCCUCAGGAAAGAGAUGGUGAAUUUGUCAGUAGAGAAUGGUUUGGACUAAUAAACUUCCCUUAAAAAUGAAAAUGUACAGAUGAAAAUUGGUCACCAAGCGUUCAAAUUGUGAAAGCCUGUAUUUAAAACAAAUAUAUGUUUUAUGGGUUGAAGGAGACUGCUGAGGAUCGCUUUUUAGAAUAUGGCACUAAAAGUGUACUGUGGAAUAUUCUUUGUAAUGUAGUCCAUUGUUAACUUCUCAGACUUUAGUAAUUUAUUCUAAAAUUGACUACAAAUCACAUUUGCUAGAAGGUUUUCUUACCAUGUAUCUCGUGGGGAAUUUCAAGAAAGAGAAAUAACAGAAAAUUCUGGCUGAAAUUCAGGAACACAAGACCGGAUUGGCAGAGUCCUAUAUAUGUUUUUAGUGGGUAUAGAGCAAUUGAAAUGGGAGGUUAACAUCAAGAAUGCCAAAAAUAUUCCACAGUCAUUCUUCUUUGUUUCCCAUUUCUUAUUAUCAUCUUGUUACAGAAGUGGCGGACUUUCCCUUUGUCACCUGCUUGUGAUAUUUGCUUCUGUUUGCCUUGGAUUUACUUGAUUAAUAUGGUAGUAGCCUGCACCACCAUCUGGUAAACAUUGAUUAAUUAUAAGAAUAGACAGUAGUCACUUGGAUCCAUGACUGCCCUGUUCAUGAUUGCGUGGGAUCUUAUAUUAAACGAUCUUCUGAUUUUACUCUCGAUGGUUUUUUUAUUUCAAUGUAAAAAUAUUCCCCUUAAAUUUUUAGUUGUGUGAUCCAGUUCAUAUUUAUCUAUACUCUUGACAUUUUGAAAUCUCAUCUGAGCUGGGCUCAUUUUUCAUUAAGAUAUUUUUGAAAAAUCUGGAUCAUCGUCAAAAUCUAGUCAGUUUCGCAUUGUAUGGGAUAUAAAUUAGAUCUUACUGUUCUGUAUAUCACCUUAUUCAUUGCGAGUUAAAUAAUGUGAAUUAAUUAUUGGAAUUUUCUCUCAUCGUUACUGUUAUCAUAGUGUUUAGACAUAAUAAAAUAUGAUCAUCUUGUGGAAGGUGCUGUGAUUUUGUGAUUAUUACUGUUAUUAUCACUUAUUCGAUCAUUUAAUAGAAGACAUGAUAACCAAUGAAAAAAUUGCUUCCAUUAGCAUUAAUAAUACUACUCGGGCUUAUUUUCAUAAUUGGACAGCAUUUAUGCCUUCCAUGAAGAACGUGUAUGUGUUCUUUUUCAAAAUGUCUUCCUCGCUGUUGAGAAACAUAGGUUGAGUAGGAAAUUGGACAGGUGGAGGAAGGUUGACUCUGUGACCCCUUCUAAUAAUAUACCCUCAGAUUAUUAGAAAAUCUCCCUCAUUACAUGAUCACGAUUUAGAACUCUCACACAUGCUAUUGACCAUUCCGAUUGAUCUGUGGCAAUUUGCACCAUUACAUAACGUUUGCCUAUUAUUUGCAUUUAUGACAAGAAAGAAUCAUAUGUCUCAUCUCAAAUGAGCCUUUUUCUACUGAGAACCCUCUCAUCACCAAUAAGCCAACACCAUUUUUAUUUCUUUCUUUUUUCUUUUUGACUGAAGAGAAUAAAAUGAUCUAUUCAAGUUUCUCAUGUAGUGUAACAUUUUCUGUAGGGUUUUCUUCCCUCAUGAUCUUGAUUCAGCAGCAGACGCUCUCCUUGACAACAGUGUUCACAUCUAG